AUUGCCAGUCGACACCUGACAUGACUUCUGUGCCACCAGCGCUCUCUGCAAAUGCAACAUUUAUUCGCCCUUCCAAUUUUUAUAUCAAUGGAUUUUACAAUAUUCCACACACAAAUUACUACUAUGCAUUUCUCUGCAUUGUGUAUGCUGUGACAGUUUUAGGGAAUUCUUUUAUCAUGUGCACCAUCUAUCUAGCACGUACCCUCCACACAGCAAAGUACAUAGCUGUGUUUAACUUGGCUCUUUCUGAUUUGGGAGGCAGCUCUGCUCUUAUUCCACAGCUUAUUGAUACUUUUCUGUUUAAGAAUCAGCUCAUCUCAUAUGAAGCCUGUCUGGCAAACAUGUUUUUUGUCUUAUUCUUCAUGACCUUGCAGUCUCUCACUCUGCUUGUUAUGGCCUAUGACAGGGUAGUGGCUAUAUGUUUUCCUUUAAGGUAUAAUGCCAUUGUUACCAAAGCAGCAAUGACUUUAAUCAUUGUUAUUACCUGGAUUUUCUCUGUAACUAUCAUUGCACUCCUUGUAGCUCUGAUUACCAGACUGUCCUUCUGUAGAUCUGUAAUCAUCGACAGCUAUUUCUGUGAUCAUGGUCCUACCUAUAUAUUAGCUUGUAAUGAUAAAUUUAUAAAUUAUUUCAUGGCUAUACUCUGUUUUGUUGUGUUGGCUUGUGUUCCAAUGAUAUUAAUAACUAUCUCAUAUAUUUGUAUUGGCAUUGCCUUGAUGAAAAUCUCACAUGGUCUUGAGCGGAAGAAAGCUAUGAAAACUUGUACUUCCCACCUUAUUUUAGUGUCUUUAUUUUAUCUCCCAUUUUUUGGCACUAAUAUGGCAUCUCUUACAUCAUCUUUAAAAGCCAAUGAUAGGAUAAUUAAUUCUACUCUGACACAGACUAUUCCACCCAUGUUAAACCCCAUUAUAUAUACUUUAAAGACAGAAGAGGUCAUGCAGGCUGUUAAAGUACUCUACAAACGGACCAAAGCGGUAGUGAAACGUAGCAUGCCUAGUGGACAGGCAAUUCACCCAUGAGUAGGAGUUUGGAGUAAAAAAGAACAUUUGUUGAAUAAUUCUUUCAUUGAAAUAUAAUGUCCACAAACCUUUGGCUUCAUGAAAUUAAUUACCAUUAAGUUGUCAUAUACUUUGAUGUAAUGAAAAAAAGCCUUUUUCAUUAUAUCCCAUAUUCAAUGAAAACAUUAACAUGUAUAAAUAAACCUUGUAUUUUUAAUAAAUUAUAAUUCUAUGACUAUGCAGGUACAAAUGAAAAUUCUAAUAUAUUGUAAAUUGUUGUCUUUGAUUACUAAUUUAGUAAUCAAAGAUUACUGAGCACAUAUCACAAUGUUUAGUAUGGACCUAAAAGGUGUAGGUUCAGCUGUCUCAUUAUUUGUGUUUUUAAAGAGACCUGCCUAAUGCAUUACAAAUGUGAAGUAUAAAUGUCUUAACAAUGGCGUGCUUAA
Molecule: messenger RNA, 1444 nt
Organism: Pangasianodon hypophthalmus (striped catfish)
Lineage: Eukaryota; Metazoa; Chordata; Actinopteri; Siluriformes; Pangasiidae
Product: olfactory receptor 1-like
Exons: 1
Coding region: 21-1019 (332 amino acids)
Biological process (GO): G protein-coupled receptor signaling pathway
Cellular component (GO): membrane
Molecular function (GO): G protein-coupled receptor activity; olfactory receptor activity
Source: RefSeq, a predicted model, not a curated record